AUGUUUUAAAAGGAAUAAAGAAAUACUACUAAUUCUGGAUAUUAGAGUACUUCAAAUGCAUAUGUUUUGGCCAUGAAGGCACUUCAAGAGAAAAUAAAAGUAAUGGAAACAUAAAGAAAUGAUUUAUAGCCUUCUAAUAAACUAAAGAUUAAAGAUGAUGAAAGUUUGAUUUAGUAAAUACAGGAAUUGAAAAAUUAAAAUGAAACAUUAUCUAUGUAACUAUAAAGACAAUAAAAUGAUAAAGAAAAUAUUAAUAAUUAUAUAUUAUAAAUUGAAGCUUUGUAAAAGGAGAGAUUAAUAUAAUUGAAAGAAUAUCAAGAUCGUAUUGCAGAUCUUAUUCAAAAAAUAGAAGAUGGUAAGAAGUAAAGAUAUGAGAUGUAAAAUUUAAUAGAUUAAUUGUAAAAGUAAUUAGAAUAGUAUAAAAUAAAUGAGCGAGGAUUUAUUCAGAAAUUGGAUCAACUUAAAUUAGAUGAGAAUUAAAAAUAAAUUGAUUAAAUAUAGGAUUUAAGACAUAGAGUGGAAUAAGGACAAUCAUAUGCAAAAAAACUUGAAAAGAGAUACGAGAAAUUAUAAAAUGAGAAAAAUUAAUUGGAAUCAAAUUAUAUAGAUUAUAAAGAGAGAUGUCCUUUGUUUAAAUUGCAAGAGUAUGAAAAAUAAAUUUAGAUGUAUAGAGGAUAAUUGGAAGAAAAGGAAAGGACAUAUUUAAGAAUAAUGGAAGAAAUAUAGAAUUAACGUUAAUCAACAGAGGAUUAAUUAACUAGAAGAAUAUAAGAUUUAUUAAAUAAGAGUAAUGAAUAUUAAUCUACAAUACAUAAAUUAACUAUUGAAUUAAAAGAUUUAAAUUUAAAGUAUCAAUAAUUAUAAUUGAGAAUGGAAUAUGAAGAAAAAAAUAAUAAAUUUAAUCGUAAAAAGAUGAAAAAUAUAUCAUCUUUUGAUGAUCCAGAUCUAGAUAUUCCAAUCAAUAAUCCUGUUCAAUAUUAUAUAACAAAUCAAAAUAAAAAAGUUGCAAAAUUAAAUUUUGAAUAUUUAUAACCUUAAUUGUCUAGUACUCAAUUUGAAUAAAAUUUAGUCAAAUCAAAUCAUUUAUUAAAACAAGUAAUUAAGGAUUGUUUGGAAGAUAUGAAAUAGACAAUUCCAUAUAAAUCAGAACUUCAUUAAUAAGGGGAUUAAAGUUUAUAAUAGUUUUCAAAAAAGAAAUUAUUAUCACCUCCUAUGACUGCAAGAAAUAAUGAAUCUGAAUAUUAACUGAAAUAAUUGAAUAAUCGUUAUGAAUAAUUAAUAAGAUAAGCUCACUAAGAAUCAGAUUUUAAGCAAAAAGCCUAAAUUAGAAAAGAAUUAUUAGAUAUUGCUGAACAAAUAAAAGAGUUAAAUAGAAAAUGA
Molecule: messenger RNA, 1380 nt
Organism: Paramecium pentaurelia
Lineage: Eukaryota; Ciliophora; Oligohymenophorea; Peniculida; Parameciidae
Source: the annotation of a GenBank genome assembly